Molecule: messenger RNA, 1575 nt
Organism: Cladocopium goreaui
Lineage: Eukaryota; Dinophyceae; Suessiales; Symbiodiniaceae
Source: the annotation of a GenBank genome assembly
AUGGCUGCCAAAUGGGAUGUGUCUGGCUUGGUGCAAGAAAGCACCAGCAUGGCCUCUUUGGUUAGUGCAAGGAAUGACUGCCCCAGGAUGGCUGCCAGCUUGGUGAAGCAGUGGUUGCUAAAGCUCAAGGGUGCCACUUUGUCAGCCACAGACUUGGUCCCUUUGACCCAGCACUUGGAGCAGCUUACUUUGCCUGAAGGUAGCAAGCAGUCUGUGCUGGAAGCUGUGGAUGAGCUGGUGAUCUCUGGGGGCAACCUACAGUCUUCAAUGAAGUUGACACAAAUGCCUCAAAAGCAUGACUUCAUCCACAACUACCUCACCCAGAAUGAUUGGAACACCUUGCAUACCCAGGGGUUGUGGGCAGGAGUGAAAACCUUGGUUGCUCGCCUGAGAAAGAUUGGGGUGAAUUCUUGCAAAGAAGGAAUCAAGAGGCAAGUGCUGGCAAUUCUGGUGAUGAUAGAAUGUCAGCAAAGGAAGAUGCCACCAUAUGAGGAAAUCUAUGAGCUUGGUGACCAUUUCUCUCAAGCUUUCAAUGCCAGUUCAUAUCGAUGUGCCCAAGGAGUACCAUCUUUGGCUGAAUACCCAGAAAAUCCUGAGCAGGUUGGACCCAACUUUGUGUCCUUGGCUUACCCAGCUGGUGAACCACCUGUGGCCAAGCACCUCGAGGACAUCAACUACAUUGCCUGGAACCAUAUUCCUUUGAGAGAUACUUCAAAGCUGCUCAAAAAGAACCAGAAGAAGAAGAAUGGCACAAGGAGAAGGUACAAGGAUGAGUGUGAUGAUGAUGAUGAGGAUGAUGAUGAUGAUUGUCAGAGAGCCCACAUCCUGCUCAAGAAGGCAAAGGAAUUGAUGAACAGUGAUGAUGGUGAUUUGGCUUUGGCUUUGAAAGCUGAGAAAUUCAAGCCCAAGAGAUUCAAAGCCUUGCCUUCCCAGUCUUCUUUCAGUUUUGGCAGUGGGGCAGCUGGAAGUGCACAAGCAAGUCCUACCCCAAGCCAAGUGCCCAUGCAGUUUGGCUUGCUUCUUCCAGGUCCAGAUGGAAGCAGUUUGAAGCUUUUUUUUGAUUUGCAAGUCUUGCUGCAGGAUGGUGGGAGCCACAAAUAUACUUGGAGCAACAAAGGGGAUGCUGGCUUGAAACCGUGCUUGCUUUGCAAUGUACAAGCUGGGCCCAAAGGAGGUGAUGAAACCCUGGCUGAAGGCUUGGUGUGCAAACUGCAGAAUUGCAAUCGAUGCAGCAAGGGUGAUAUUGUGCUGCUACAGGGCGACAUGGUUCAAGCAGCUCAAGUUUUUGCCUUUGUUGCAGUGCCUGGGCAUGUCCUCUGCUUGCUGCAAUACUUGGAUGUGGAAAAUUGCAAUUUGGAAACAGCUUCAGCCAAUUGCACCUUGUCACCAACAAAGGAUUUGGUGAGUGUUGAGUACUUGGAAGCUUCUGAUGAGAUGUGGUAUGCUGAAGAGGUUUCGGUCUCCUGCGCCGCGACCACCACUGUGGACGCCGCUGGCAUCGCGGUAUAUGCGAACGGAGCGAAGACUCUGUUCUUGUACAGCCUUGGAAUGGCCAUUUACAGCUGGCUGUUUUAG